GUCUAUCACGGCCCGCCCGUGUGAUGUACAAUUUUCCCUUGUUCUUGCUGCUGUCAGUUUUCUCCCUACCUCACGGCUCACGCUUACUCCUGUCCGCCCACCCCCUCGUGUUGCCCAAGUGCGACGUGCCACGGACUUACACGGAUCCUUGUCUGCAUCUUUCCCUGUGACGUCGCCAGCUCCCAACGGACCUUGGCUUUAGGUCGCAGCGGGCUUUUUUCUUUUUCCUCGGCGGCUUGACUUGGAGAUUCUCUUCAAGUGAGAGGAGACUCGAGUUGAACCUCUCUUCCUCUCUUUCACCGACGACUUCACCCUCGACCCUGUAAUACCCUCACCCUCCACUGGUACACUGCGGUGGAACCCUUACACAUCCAAAUCACACAAUGUUCUUCUCAAGAAGACUAUUCGCCGGCCUGACGGCGUUGGCAACAACAGCUUCAGCGCAGACGUAUUCAUCGUGUAACCCCCUCCAACAAACAACAUGUCCCGCCGACACAGCUCUCGGCAUGGCCAUCCACGUCGACUUCACCCAGGGCGCCGUCAACUCCUUCGCCGCCUCAGGUAACCCAACCUACGGCUCCGACGGCGUGACCUUCAGCGUCGCCGCCUCGGGCCAGGCGCCCCAGCUCAUGUCCCUCUUCUACAUCAUGUUCGGCCGCGUCGAAAUCACCCUGAAAGCCGCCACCGGCGCCGGCAUCGUCAGCUCCCUCGUCCUACAGUCCGACACCCUCGACGAGAUCGACAUGGAGUGGCUCGGCGCCGACCCGACAGAGGUGCAGUCAAACUACUUUGGUAAAGGCGACGUGACGACCUACAACCGCGGCCAGUUCCACCAGACCAGCAAGAACAACCAGGAGAACUUCAUGAAGUACACCAUCGACUGGACCUCGGAGCGCAUCGUCUUCUCCGUCGACGGCACCGUCGUCCGCACCUUGAAGGAAUCCGAGGCCGACACAAACCAGUACCCGCAGUCGCCGAUGCAGGUCAAGUUCGGCUCCUGGUCCGGCGGCGACCCGGCCAACGCCGGCGGCACGAUCGACUGGGCCCGCGGACCGACGGACUUCUCCAAGGGGCCCUUCCACAUGGUCGUCAAGGACGUCUCGAUCACGGACUACUCGACGGGUAAGGAGUACAAGUACACCGACACCACGGGCAACUGGGGCUCCAUCCAGGCCGUCGACGGCCAGGUCAACGGGAACCUGGGGAAGGCGAGCCAGGUCACCUACACCGCCAGCGCGGCCGCCGAGACGGGUUCUCCCGCGCCCACGGUGCCCCGCGGCGGUAUCGGCGCCGACGAGUCGGCUUCCGCUACGCAGACGGGUUGGCCUUGGGUCGCGAGCGCGAGACCUACGGGCGGUUCAGUGCCGGACGGGUGGCGCAUGACGUCCGAGGGCAAGAUUAUUCCCGACGGCGCGGGCAGCUCGGUGCGGCCUUCCUGUCUGGUCUUGGUGGUGUCGUUUAUCGUUGGUGUUUUCGCUUUGAUGGGGCGGUAGAAGAAGAUGUCAUGAUACCCUCUCCCCCUCCGCCUUGAGAGGUGAAUUUUUUUCUGGAAUUGUUUUACAUGAUGUAAUGGAUGUAUGUGGUGGAGGAACAUUUGCUGGUUUUUGGAGGCACGAUAUUAGAAAAAUGGACGGCUCACCUUGAAAAAGGGCCUAUGCAUUGGACGGCGUUUGGGGAGCAUCAAGGGACGGGAAACCAUACGAAUUGGAUUUGAAACGUAUAAGACGCAUUACUUUUGUAAAUAGAAUAGACGCAG
This is a messenger RNA of Colletotrichum scovillei, 1756 nucleotides long. Its product is annotated as glycosyl hydrolase family 16. Gene Ontology annotation, biological process: fungal-type cell wall organization; carbohydrate metabolic process. NCBI's taxonomy places the organism in Eukaryota, Fungi, Ascomycota, Sordariomycetes, Glomerellales, Glomerellaceae. Bases 384 to 1493 code for a protein of 369 amino acids. Gene Ontology annotation, cellular component: fungal-type cell wall. Gene Ontology annotation, molecular function: hydrolase activity, hydrolyzing O-glycosyl compounds; glycosyltransferase activity. The record is from RefSeq and is a predicted model, not a curated record. The transcript has 2 exons.